Molecule: messenger RNA, 2028 nt
Organism: Moesziomyces aphidis
Lineage: Eukaryota; Fungi; Basidiomycota; Ustilaginomycetes; Ustilaginales; Ustilaginaceae
Source: the annotation of a GenBank genome assembly
AUGGAGAAGCGGGAGCGGCUCCUCAAGUCCUCGGAGGAACUCGACGGCGCCGACAUAGGCAAGCAGCUCAAGGAGCUCGACGGCCUUCGUCAGGUGUGGGAGGCCUUUUCGACCAAGCGCAAGCAGCUGCUCAGCACCUUGGCCAUGAGCCAGAGCGACCCGGACGAGGACAUGCGCGCCCUUGCCACGGAAGAGCUUCCCCUGCUCGAAGAGGAGCUCGCCGAAGCUCGUUCACAGAUGGAGGAGCUCAUACUCUCGUCCAUCACCGACGCGAUCGAAGCCCAAGCUGUGGGCGCCGUGCUUGAAGUCAGGCCUGGCGUGGGUGGACAGGAGUCGACUCUCUUCACCGCCGAGGUGGCUCGUAUGUACGAGAGGUUCUGCGAGCAAAAGCCAGCCGACGAGGACGGAUCUGGCGAAUGGCAGGUGGAGAUGCUAUCAAGCACGAGCGUCGACGUAUCCACCUCCUCUUCAGGCUCGGGUGCCGGGCUCAAGGAGGCCAUCAUCGAAGUCAAGGGCAAGGGUGCCUUUCAGAAGCUCAAGUUUGAAGCAGGCGUGCACCGAGUGCAGCGCAUCCCGGCCACACAGAGCUUGGGAAAGCUGCAGACGUCGACGAUCGCCGUGAUGGUCCUUCCCAUCUCGGAGGGCUCCGAGAAUAAGGCGGACGACCUGGUGGAUCCCAAAGAUGUCAAGGUCGAGGUGAUGAGAUCGCGCGGCGCAGGCGGUCAGCACGUCAACAAGACCGAGUCGGCCAUCCGACUCACCCACGAGCCCACCGGCAUCACCGUCUCCAUGCAGGACAGCCGCUCGCAGCAUCAGAAUCGCACAAAGGCAUGGGCGGUCCUGAGAGCAAGGCUUCUCGACCGCAGACUCAAGCAGGAGGUCGAGGGAAACCGAGAGCGUCGACUCGCUCAGGUCGCCAGCAUGGACCGAAGCGAUCGCGUCCGCACCUACAACUUCCCGCAAGAUCGCGUUACCGACCACCGCGUCAACCUCAGUCUCAACGGCAUCGACUCGAUCAUGGAGGGUGAGCACGAGCCGGGCACCGGGCUCGACUACAUCAUGGAAAGCCUGCAUAUCGAGAGCGACACGCGCAAGAUCAAGGCUCUGCUCGAGAGCGAAGAGGCCGAAGCUGCCCAAGCGUCGGCAGGCAAGAAGGCACUAGCAUUCCGUAAAGCCGAAGGACGUCGGCACACGCUCUGUCUCCUCGGCUGCGGAAUCGUAUCGCGGCAUGGCAACGAGUCGCGCAUGGGCCUCUCCCGGCUUGUAGAAGUCGCAACAGUGGCGCACGGAUCGCUCACCCACCACAACGAUGUCCCUUUGUCCCAACGCGCUGCACCUUUACCCACGCACACGCCAUCCGCAUCCGAUUCAGCACUCUGUACUACCACCAUCAUCGCUACAAGGACUGUACCGUCGCAAGCAUCGGCGUCUACCUCACCGCUCCGCACAAUAAAGGCCCAAGUAGCCCAAAAAGGCAUGUCAGCAGCGUCCGAGCAACCUAGCGCCCCCAACUUUCUCGUCGACGGUACGAGCUCAACUGUGCGCGGACUCGAUCGGACUUCGUGGGAGUGUCUUCGCUCCCACGUCGAGGAACUUCGUAUCGUCGCCAUCUCCUCGCGGUGUGGAGCUGCUUCACCAAAAGACGCAGUGCGCAAACCCGACUGCAUCUUCGACUUGUGCACAGACAGGGAUACAACGCAACGAAGCGUGUCCCAAAUCUUCCUACAGCCAACUUCGAAUACUGUCGUGCCCGCAAAGAGCCUUGAAGAACUGCUGGAAAUCGACAUUGUCGCACCUGCAGAUCCCAGCAUGGCCAAACAACGUCGCAUCUGGCUACCCACCCAGGUCCGCAACAUCCUCGACGACGCAGAUCACCUCGUCACCAACUCCAACGCUUCCUUCCCCAGCACCCCUGCCUCAGCACCACUCCAUCUCGCCAAACCACCAGAAUCCCAACCGCUCGCCGAGUUCCAAUCCGCCAGCGCACGCAUCCUCAACCUCGUCCGCGGCCAACCUACAGCCACCUAG